Thrips palmi is the source of this 1623-nucleotide messenger RNA. Its product is annotated as protein tumorous imaginal discs, mitochondrial-like. Lineage: Eukaryota; Metazoa; Arthropoda; Insecta; Thysanoptera; Thripidae. Gene Ontology annotation, molecular function: heat shock protein binding; ATP binding. The record is from RefSeq and is a predicted model, not a curated record. The transcript is spliced from 8 exons. Gene Ontology annotation, cellular component: mitochondrion. Gene Ontology annotation, biological process: mitochondrion organization; protein folding; response to heat. The coding region runs from base 87 to 1433 and encodes 448 amino acids.
GCACUGUUUUUAACCUCCCUUUUUUGCGGUGCUCGCCGACGACACCACCAGCCGAAACACGGCGGGGAGGUGACUAUUUCGUAAAUAUGGCAACCUCAAGAGGAGUCAACUUGUUAUUUCAACUGAAAACUAUUCAAUUAAGUAGUUUGUUCAAUGUGUCAUCCAAGUCACUGCAUUUAUGUAGCAAGUGUAGUGUUUCAAGGGUUCGAAAGAGUGCUUCACUGCUCUCGCCCCUCGCUACAGGAUUGUCCUCCACUUUAGCACCAGCAUGUUCAUUUCAUACCAGCCACUCCUUGACGAAGCAUGAUUACUAUCAGUUGUUAAAUGUAGCUCGGAAUGCCUCUCCAAAGGAAAUUAAAAAGGCCUAUUAUAAGUUAGCCAAAGAGUAUCACCCCGACACAAACAAAAAUGAUCCAAAUGCAGCUCGUAAAUUCCAGGAAGUCUCAGAAGCCUAUGAGGUUCUUAGCGAUGAAACUAAGCGCCAAGAGUAUGACCAAUGGGGAACCACAUCCGAACAGAUGAACAGGAGUGGUCAAGGUGGAAUGGGAGGUGGGAACUGGAAUUUCGAUGACAAUAUCAAUCCUGAGGAGCUGUUUAGGAAAAUUUUUGGUGAAGCUAAUUUUAACCAUGGUGCCUUUGGAGAAAACCUCCGUGAAACUGAUUAUCAUGCCAACAAACAUGGCUUUGCUGGAGCUGAAGAGAUCAUCUUAAACCUCACCUUUGCUCAAGCUGCCCGAGGUGUUGUCAAAGAAGCUCUUAUCAAUGUUGUUGACACCUGCGUGUUAUGUAAAGGGUCUCGUUGUAUGCCUGGGUCCAAGGCUGGUCCUUGCACUUGGUGUAAUGGAACUGGAAUGCAAACUGUCAGUAACGGACCCUUUGUUAUGAGAUCUACUUGCCGUUACUGCAAAGGUACUGGAAAGUAUAUUAAAUUCCCCUGUACAGAGUGUGAUGGAAAUGGAAUAAGCAUUCAAAGGAGGAAAGUAAAGAUUCCAGUUCCAGCAGGAGUGGAUAAUGGUCAUGUUCUUAGAAUAACUGUCCCUAAUAGAGAAGUAUUUGCAACCGUUCGAAUAGAGAAAAACAAUUAUUUCAAACGAGAUGGCGUCAAUGUGCACACAGAAGCUACCAUUUCUGUAUCACAAGCAGCUCUUGGUGGAACUGUCCGUGUUCAAGGUGUAUAUGAAGACCAGACUAUCCAGGUGGCUCCACUCACAUCAUCACAUACCACAAUUCGCUUAAAAGGAAUGGGUAUUAAGAAAUUGGAGCAAUCCGGAAGUGGGGAUCACUUCGUCACUCUAAAAAUAGGUAUGCCAAAAAAGCUGAGCGACAAGCAGCAAUCCCUUAUUCAAGAGUAUGCAGAGACAGAAGUGGACACUCCAGGAACCAUCUUUGGAAUAGACAUCAAAGAACGGAAAGCAGGUAGUGGUGGCAACUGAAAAUCUGAUGAACGAACUACAAAACAAAUAAAAUGAAAUCUGCUAAUGUCUUUAGCAUCAGUCAAUUGUUUAGUUUAAGGAAAAAAUUCUGUAGAAGCAUUGUAUUAAUAGCAUGCACUGUGGUGAGCCUCAAUACCGAAAAACUCUAUUGAAAUAUAUUUAUGAAGGUUCCCCCCUCCAAAAGUAAGAA